Molecule: messenger RNA, 1169 nt
Organism: Trichobilharzia regenti
Lineage: Eukaryota; Metazoa; Platyhelminthes; Trematoda; Strigeidida; Schistosomatidae
Source: the annotation of a GenBank genome assembly
AUCAGUGGUUCUGAAACGAAAAUAUCCCUAAAUUCCUAACAGUGUUCCCAGUAUUCUUUUUCUUCUUGCUCUUCCCAUCGAUUCACUUUUCAAUAGUCUGUUUAUUUAUUUGCUAGCUUCCACCUUAAGUUCAUAUUUUGCCCUUUUUUAUAUUUUUAUCGAGCCUUUCACCACACCAUACGACUGACGGAUGGAAGAACCAAAUGAGAUCACAAAAGUGGCCUUUCGCUAACUAUAUGAAUCAGAUACACAACAAAGAAGACUCAGGAUCGUUCCUCUACAUCAAGAAUGGAUUCAAUAAGCGUAUAUGACGGUAUCUAGAAUUUAUUGGAGUCAACCAAAGCUACGACAGUCGAGUGGCGGGACGAGCUACGCAGAAGUUCACCAGAUAUCAGGAACCUAUACCUAACAAUCAAGAAGCAAACACAAAGAAAUCAAAUUGGUUUAUACUUGCUCGUAAAAGCGAUAUUGGAUAUUCGAGUGUUGUUGAUUGACCUUCCGCGUCAUACAAACUAAUGUGGAAAGCCUUGCUUCGCAAAGCAUUGUCGUCUAUCAAACGACCGUUUAUAAAUUUUGAUGUAGAAAAUAGAGCCUUAAGACAUUUGGAAAAAAAUAAAGAUGUGGCGAAGGCUGCCCCAAAGCAUCCUGGUACGGCUGUUGUAUUAGAUGAACGAUAUGAAAAAUUGUCUUCACACAGUCCCAAGUUGGAUGCGAAUAUUAAUUCCUUUGAAAUUAAGUCAGAAACACUGACUGAAGGCAUACUUCCUAGUGGAGUAGACUAUGUUAAAAACUCAACACGCAAGCUUCCACAGAAAGUUGUUGCUUUUGAUCCCUUUCCUACACCUCAUGAAGAAUUUGGUUUUAUCGUCCCAGAAACAGUUCCCAAAGGAAAAUUAACAAUGCGUCAGGCUGUUGACCUCAUGAAGUCAUAUCAGACAGGCAGUGAAAGCGCAGAUAACUUGAGCAAAACGUACAACAUUGAUAAAGAUAAGGUGGAACACAUUUUGCAACAUUUUUCCCUAUUUGGUGUCGCUGAUGAACGUAUCUGGAUGCCCACAAAUCUUCUGUCUCUUCCCGAACAGAAGCUGUUAUCUGAACCUGUCGCAGAUACACCUAAUGAUAACGAGCGCAUUGGAGGAAGCGCCUACAAUCAAGGAAAAAUGCUUUAG